UCCAGUAACCUUCCUCCACACACCGACACGAUCUCUCCGGCUGAUAUCGGCCACAUUCCUCCGCUCAGGACAGAAACCCACACACUUUUUUGGAUACUUUCUGUGGAUUUUAAUGCCUGAGUUAAUCCUUCGUUUAGCACUACUCUCGGGUAGUUUGCAUACAUUUUCCUUUGGUGACGAGCGGCUGCGGUGCGGGGCUGAACAUAUCCGCAAGCUGUGUUUAGGUGCUCACUCCCAGCCCCUCUCUGGAUGCAUCAGACUCCUCUCCCCCGGGGCCCUGGACCCGGUGUGUGACCCCGCCACCCUCACCCCAUUCCCCCUCUCUUCCCUCUCCCUCCGCCCUAAACUCCUUUCCACCUGUUCACCUCGGCGCUCCACUUGUUGGCCCCCUGCCUCUCGACCGGCAGGCCGAGGCAGGGGGCCAUGGCGCCAUGGUAGCGUUCAGCGGACGCAACACCCUCGCCAUGAGCAGCGUGACCUCUCCGGAGAGCAGGGUUCAGGGGUCCAACUUUACCCCGCAUCACUACAAGCCCUUCAGCUCGCAUGCACACUACCAGCAGGUGAUGCGUGCAUUGCGUAGGCUACAGGAGAGUGGGUUUUACUGGGGGGCUGUUGGAGGCCGGGAGGCCAGCUCCCUGCUGCGCUCUGAACCGCCCGGUACCUUCCUGAUCCGCGACUCCUCGGACCACCACCACUUCUUCACCCUCUCAGUCCAGACUGCUCGAGGAACCAAGAACCUGCGCAUCCACAGCGAGGGAGGCGGCUUCUUCUUACAACCGGACCCCCAAAACACCCAAGAGCUGCCACAGUUUGAUUGUGUGCUGAAACUCGUAGCGCACUACAUGGGGAAAGGGUCGGACGCUGGAAGGACCCGUGACGGGGCGUGUGGAGGGAAUUCAAGGGAGGGAGAAAAGAAGGGGUGCAGUGUGUAUCUGAUCCACACCGGCGGGGAAAGGAUUCCCUUGGAACUGCGUCGGCCCCUCAUUAGUUCCCUCUCGUCCCUGCAGCACAUGUGCAGGAGGACCCUGAACAACCUGGGGGGGUCGGAGCGAGCCGAGCAGCUCCCGCACACACUCAGAGACUUCCUGGAGGAGUACGAUGCUCCUAUAUGACUGACAGGAACCGCAGAGGUUCCACCACAUGGACCAGGUGCCUGGAGGACGGCGCAGACUAGUUCUGUGAAUAUGUGCGUCGUCAGACACUGACCAGCCUUAGAUGCCAAUGUGAGGUCAGUUGUUUCCUUGCGACCCAAAUCAGCUUCAACACUGGCGGACACCAUCUACCUAGAGUCUCCCGCUGACCUGGGGUCUGGGAUGAGGAAUAGGCUUGGGCGGUAUCUGUUUUUUCCUUCCUGAAAUUUUACCGGCGUAUACGGUAUGUAACGGUAUCAGUGUGCAGCUCUAACCCCCCUCCCCUGACACCGCCAACUGGCGAGUUUGCUACGUUCUGCAGGCUGUCUCUGUCCAUUUUCAGUCCACUAAAUACACAAUACAUUUGCGAGAUGUCAGCAAGUAAUAUUCACCUGUUAUACACCCAUUUUCAUUAUUAAUCAGAAAAACACAACCAUACACCCUCUGAAAUCAUGUUUCUCACUUUUACCGAAACUAAGACUUCAGCACUGUGGAACCUGUUGUUUUUUAUGUUGGCGCCCAUGUUACCACAUUAGAGCAGCCACACUGAUGCAAGUGAUGCAAGUGCAAGCAGCGCUGCUCAGUUGCGGCUUAUGUAGGAGUCUCACCGAUUUUUUUCAGCAUGACGCGCCCAGUUUUCAACAAAACUAGACAGUAAAAAUGGUCUUUUGAUGAUCAUAUUGACUCUACGGAAGCUUUUACCACAGUUUCGAUGUCUGUAUCUGUCACAGACAUUACGAAAUACAAAUUUAUCUUUUUCACUCAACCCUCUUCUGUUUGUGUUUCAAAAUAAAAGCCCUCUGACAGCGUUUCUGACGACAAAAUCCCUUCAGUUUUUAACACAAGGCAUUUUAUUGUGAAACAUUUGACAGACUGUGACAGUGCAGUACCUUGCACGGCUUCAUAAAUGAGUGAAGUGUGUGCUUUUAAUUGUGGAAGUACUGUAGUUAUAACAGCAGGCAGCUCUGCAGCUGCGUAGCAACAACAAACGCUGCCAAUGUGAACACACACUGCCCACGCAUGCAGUGUGGCCCGGGCGUAACCUCCAGGGUACGUGAUGCACACUGCAUGCAAAACAUCUUCAGUACAGCCUCUCCGGUGUGAAGUUAACCGAAAGAUGAGGGUCCAUAUUUUUAAGGUAUUUAAAAUCAUGCUGUCAUGAUUUCUCAAUAACCCGACAUACCGUCUCACCAUGAUACCACCCAUGCCUAGAGUGUGAUUUACCUCAUCCGUCCUGCCUUGCAAAAACUGACCACUAAUGUGAGUGGCGAAAGAAGCCAGAGGUCAAAGGUCAGUGUUUCCUAUGACUGACUCAGACGCAGAGCAGAGUCUCGUAGAAGAUUAACCUGAUUGGUCGAUAUUAACGACGACAGUGACGACAUGAUCAAUACACCACCAGUGAUCCCCGUGGGUUUUAAUGUGCUCCAAGAAAAAAAAACCUUCCCCUCUCCUCCGUCAGCCUGACAUUUACAACUCUUUGGAUCAGCGGACAGAAAGAAAGACGACAAAGAGCCGGAAGGUUCAGAGGGGGUGAACGAAGGCGGAGUUACAGAGAAAAGGCAAAGUCUGAACGAGGGGCCCAAAGCAGAGAACAUACAGCAUUUGUUUGUCUGAGUGUGUGUGUGUGUUUGUGUGUUGUGGCGAAGCACACAUUUCCAGCUCUGCUUCCCGCAAGUGUUGCCUCACAGAGGGGAGAGGGGCGGUCAUGCACGCUCGCUAUACACACACACACACACACACACACACACACACACAAACACACACACAGGUACAAGCCAGCAUGUGAAAGGGAACAAGAGAGAGAAAACAAGCAUUACAAAGCAUCUUCUCCUCUUUGUUUUUUGGUUCUCCUACAUUACCAACUUCUCUCUUACAUUACCGACUCCCUGCAACCCUUUUGAGUUGACAGUGACAGAAAACAGGCUGCUGUUGCCGAGACAAAAGCUUGUUACUGAGACAAAAGCCUUGGCACGGCACCAAACAAAACAGCAGAACUUAUUUUUAUCCAGACCGGCUGGAAAGAUGUCAGCGACACUGUAAAGGCUCCUCGGGGAAUGACGACGGUGAUGAUGAUCCGAGAGAUUUUGGGGGGGAGGGUGAAGAAGAGGGAUUGAACGAAGGAGAAAGAAGAGCGGGAAAUGGGAUUAGGAAAAGGAAAUUGAAGAGGACAGAGGACUGGGGAGGGGGCUUGGGGAGAAGUGGGAGGAGACAUACUGGUAUACAGCUAAACAAGAACACUGACGUGAUUGAUGUCCUCAGACUUAGAGGAAAUGUUUCAACAGGACGCUGCUCCUGUAAAUAUAAAACCAGGUUUGCUAAGAAGCCCCGUGUGAAAAAAAAAAAGUUUUGGCUGAGUCUUAAUUAUGUUUUUGAUUUAACAUUAUCAUCUCGAACGUAUUGCUUUUUGUGUCUGUGCUCUCUCCUGGUUUGCUUACAUCAUGCAGGAGAAAAUGUGUGUUUUUUAAUCCCUGUAACUUUAGAAAGGUUUCUCACCCUCAUCGUUACCUCUGAAGCAGUUGUCUGAAUGUCAAGGGAACACAAGACUUCCUUUAAGUGAUUCUUAAAAAAACGCCUUUUGUAAAACAAAGACUCAGAUUUGAUCAGAAUAGUCCGUGUUUCACCAGUGCUCAUACUUACCUGUGAUCCAUAUUGGAGUGGAAGCCUUUUCACAUCGUAAAAUUUCAGACAAAAAGCACUGAAAACGUACCAUUGCGGCAUAUUUUUGGUCAAAUCUACGUCUUAUUUUCUCACAUUAACACCAAGUUUUUGUUUUUUUUUUUACAUGUGUUGCACCAGUUGGACCACAUGUGUAUGUGAAUCAUUUUGUCUUUUAUAAAGACUCUCUCGCAAAAGGCUGGCCACUAGUCUGGCAAAAUACAAGGUGUAAUAUCUGAAAUGACAAAGCAUUACAAGAAAAAAAAAAAUAAAUGAAAAGGAAACAUUGCACAUAUUUAUAUUUCUAAAAUAUUUCAAUAAUUUAUAUUAAAGAGCACUAUUUUUACAAAAGUCAA
Messenger RNA from Plectropomus leopardus (leopard coralgrouper), 4141 nucleotides. RefSeq names its product suppressor of cytokine signaling 3b (gene socs3b). The record is from RefSeq and is a predicted model, not a curated record. Gene Ontology annotation, cellular component: phosphatidylinositol 3-kinase complex. Gene Ontology annotation, molecular function: 1-phosphatidylinositol-3-kinase regulator activity. NCBI's taxonomy places the organism in Eukaryota, Metazoa, Chordata, Actinopteri, Perciformes, Serranidae. Gene Ontology annotation, biological process: phosphatidylinositol phosphate biosynthetic process; intracellular signal transduction.